AUGGAGACGAUCCGCGGUCUCCUGUGGAAGCCCACCCCAGAGGAGCAGAAGCGCAAAUGCAACGCCCUCGUGCGCCAGAACGUGCGCAAACUCGACCGCGACAUCCAACAGCUCAAAGCCACCGAGCAAAAAACUAAAACACUCAUCCAGCAGUCUUCAAAACGCGCCCAGCGAAACCCUUCCAUGGCCAAGCAAGCCAACCAGGACGUCCGUAUAUUCGCGCGUGAACUGAUCCGCGUCCGGAAACAGAACGGCAGACUUAUGACCUCCAAAGCGCAGCUGCAGUCCGUCCAGAUGCAGGUCAACGAGGCCUUCUCCGUCCGCAAAAUCGAGGGAAGCAUCAAGGCGAGCACAGGAAUCAUGAAGGAUGUCAGAGUAGCUGUGGUACGCUUACCCGAGCUGACGGGCACCAUGCGCGAAUUGAGCUCUGAGCUCAUGCGCGCGGGCAUCAUUGAGGAAAUGGUGGAUGACACGCUCAUGGACAAUGAGAUGCUCGAAGGCGAAGCCGAGGAGGCAGACGAGGAGGUGGACAAGGUACUGAGCGAGGUACUCAAGGACAGGUUGCCGCCUAGCAAGGCCAAGGAGGACGAGUUGCCGGCACCGCCGCAGGCCGAAGAGGAAGAAGAAGAGGAUCAAGCCGAGAUGCUCGCUCAAAUGCGGGGAAGGUUAGAGGCUUUGAAGAGUUGA
Molecule: messenger RNA, 687 nt
Organism: Parastagonospora nodorum SN15
Lineage: Eukaryota; Fungi; Ascomycota; Dothideomycetes; Pleosporales; Phaeosphaeriaceae
Exons: 2
Coding region: 1-687 (228 amino acids)
Biological process (GO): endosome transport via multivesicular body sorting pathway; late endosome to vacuole transport; protein transport
Cellular component (GO): multivesicular body; ESCRT III complex
Source: RefSeq, a predicted model, not a curated record